CAUUACCCAUAAACAGAAGAACCUUAACAAGGGUUUUGUUUGACUUUCUUGUUCCAUCUCAAAAAACUGAACUUCUCCAUCAUCACCAUGGCAGCCACACACCAAAACCUUCUCUAUCACUCUAGUUCCAUUCCCAAAGCCUUCAAUCACUCAUUCAACAAAAACCCAUUACCCCAAAACCUCAUUCUCCCCUUCAAAUCCAACCCCACCAUCAUCAAAUCACGUGUUCUAAGAGCAGUUUUAUCCCAAAACACACCCAAAACCUCACUAGAAACAACCAAGAACACUCAUUUUCAGCAUUGUUUCAGUAAAUCUGAAGAUGGGUAUUUGUAUUGUGAGGGUAUUAAAGUGGAUGAGAUUAUGGAAUCUGUUGAAAAAAGACCUUUUUAUUUGUAUAGUAAGCCACAGAUUACUAGAAAUGUUGAAGCUUAUAAAGAUGCAUUGGAAGGGUUAACAUCUAUUAUUGGUUAUGCUAUUAAGGCUAAUAAUAAUUAUAAGAUUUUGGAGCAUUUGAGAAAUUUGGGUUGUGGUGCUGUUCUUGUUAGUGGAAAUGAGCUUAAACUUGCUCUUCGUGCUGGAUUUGAUCCUACAAGGUGUAUCUUUAAUGGAAAUGGAAAAAUCUUGGAGGAUUUGGUCUUGGCUGCCGAAGCAGGUGUGUUUGUCAACAUUGACAGUGAGUUUGACUUGGAAAACAUUGUGGCGGCGGCAAGAAUUGCUGGAAAGAGGGUCAAUGUUUUACUUCGGAUUAAUCCUGAUGUUGAUCCGCAGGUCCAUCCUUAUGUUGCCACCGGAAAUAAGAACUCUAAAUUUGGCAUUAGAAAUGAGAAGCUGCAGUGGUUUUUAGAUGCUGUGAAGGAGCACCCUGUUGAGCUAAAGCUUGUAGGAGCCCAUUGUCAUCUUGGAUCAACCAUUACCAAGGUAGAUAUUUUCAGGGAUGCAGCCACUAUUAUGGUCAACUACAUUGACGAAAUUCGUGCUCAGGGUUUUGAAGUUGAUUAUUUAAAUAUUGGUGGUGGACUUGGCAUCGAUUAUUAUCAUGCUGGUGCUGUCCUUCCUAAACCCAGAGACCUAAUUGAUACUGUACGGGAGCUUGUUCUUUCCCGUGGUCUUAAACUCAUCAUUGAACCAGGGAGAUCACUUAUAGCAAACACCUGUUGCUUGGUUAACCGGGUGACAGGUGUCAAAACUAAUGGCUCUAAAAACUUCAUUGUCAUUGAUGGAAGUAUGGCUGAACUUAUCCGUCCAAGUCUUUAUGAUGCUUAUCAGCAUAUAGAGCUGGUUUCUCCUGCCCCAGCAAAUGCUGAGAUAGCAACUUUUGAUGUAGUCGGCCCUGUCUGCGAGUCUGCAGAUUUCUUAGGAAAAGGAAGAGAACUUCCAACUCCUGCCAAGGGUACUGGUCUAGUUGUUCAUGAUGCUGGUGCUUAUUGCAUGAGUAUGGCAUCCACUUACAAUCUAAAGAUGCGACCUCCCGAGUAUUGGGUUGAAAACGACGGAUCAUUGAGCAAAAUCAGACACGGUGAAACAUUCGAGGACCACAUGCGGUUCUUUGAGGGGCUUUGAACUGAUAACUUAUAUUUUCUUACUCAAACGAAAGCUCGAGAUUUGUUGUAUUGGGGUUUGGAUCUUUCCUUGUUCACGUACGCGAUAAUUUGGGUUUGAUUCUAAUGCAUACUCUUGAAGGGAAAGCAGAAUAAAAGAGAAUUCAGUUAAGAUGUAACACAUCAUUAAAUUUAAAUUUCCCCUUUCUAGUUUCAGUUAAGCAAAUGUUUGUUUUUGCAGCUAUCACAUAUCACAACAUAUUCACAUGUAAUGUGGAGCUUUUGUAUGGUGGUUGUAUACAUUUGAUAAUGACUGAAAACCAAUUUGACAA
Trifolium pratense (red clover) is the source of this 1870-nucleotide messenger RNA. RefSeq names its product diaminopimelate decarboxylase 1, chloroplastic-like. Gene Ontology annotation, molecular function: diaminopimelate decarboxylase activity. The transcript is spliced from 8 exons. Gene Ontology annotation, cellular component: chloroplast. Bases 88 to 1560 code for a protein of 490 amino acids. Lineage: Eukaryota; Viridiplantae; Streptophyta; Magnoliopsida; Fabales; Fabaceae. The record is from RefSeq and is a predicted model, not a curated record.